This is a messenger RNA of Verruconis gallopava, 1478 nucleotides long. RefSeq lists its product as uncharacterized. The transcript has a single exon. NCBI's taxonomy places the organism in Eukaryota, Fungi, Ascomycota, Dothideomycetes, Venturiales, Sympoventuriaceae. Bases 63 to 1337 code for a protein of 424 amino acids. The record is from RefSeq and is a predicted model, not a curated record.
GUUCAAGCUGAUCGUUUCUUUCUUUUUGUUCCUUUGGCUUUCCCAUUUGCUCGAGGGAGUAGAUGUCGUUGGCGGCUGCGAAGUACCGGUUUGUCACGCGACAACAGUACGUGGAGAGUUCAAUUCACCUGUUCCGAGCGCUGCUGCGCGAGUGCACCUAUCUUCCCGAUCCAGCUUCUCAAGUGUACUUCAAGCAGUAUAUCAAGCACCGAUUCAAGAAUGCUGCUCGCCGUGGGAACCCUCUGCUCCGUCGUGCCGUCUACGGCGAUGAAGCAUUUGCGAAAGAUGCGAAGGUCAAAUUAGAACAAGCGUUGCGAAAAGGCUACAAAGGCCUUUCACAACUCAUCCGUGCCAACGAAGGCGAAAUCAAGCCGUUGAUGCGCAUUCUUCGUUACACAUAUGGACGAGAUGGGCCCAGGCGGUACGAGAUGCUGCGAACGUUGCUUGUCCCUGAUGUGGUGGGAGCACCGCGGACUCAAACAAGGGAUAUCACUACAGUGCCCGUACCUGAUGCUCUAGAACCACCAAAAAGCGUCACAGGUGAUACCAUUGUAUACACUAUCUCGGACCGAUACUCCAAGCUUAAGGCCAUUGUACAAAGUCAACUAGAGAGUGAUAUUGCUAGCGAGCGCACAAAGUUAAGUAAACGUAUCGCCAUCCCGGCAACGAAUUCAUGGGGUCGCCCAAUGCCACGCAAGCGGGUCAAAAACAUGAUCAAGAAACAAUACACAAAACUCAUUGACGCAAUUUUGACGCCUCUACAAGAGCACCAAUGGCUCCAUCUUCAGGGGCUAGCUACAGGAAAGAUCCCAUGGGAAGGAUGCAAACCACGGAGAAGAGCGCCUGAUGGACGCCCACUCGCUCUAACAUCCAGCGAUCUCGAAAAGCUCGUGCACAUCAGUGACGACUUUGGCGAGCACUUUUAUUUGGACUCCUUUUCGAAUUGCAACCCAGCUGCUUCAAAGAAAGAAAAGAUACUUGCCCUCGCAGGUGACGAGCGAAACAGAGGGUACUGGGCCGCGGAUGAUGCAUGGCUCGAUGACAAAAAUGCCGUGGAUAGCGCAUUUGAGACAGUGCUCGAGGAUGAAUUGCGAGUGCAAACUUUGAAUAAGAACAUUAAAGGCAAGGAUCGAGGUCAUAGGAUUACGCCAAGGUUAAUGAGACGCUUAUGGAUGAGAGUUUUCAAAGAGUGUCCUAUGCUAAAGCCAGAUAAAGAGGCUGGAUCAAAUCACUGGAAGGUGUUUUGGGGUGGUCCAGAGUCGAAUGUCGACACCAUCCCGCAUGAGUUGUUUGUGCUAAAGGAACCCAAGGAGAAUCAGAACAUUCAAGUUGGUUGAAGACAUGACCUCCAGAGCGCUUCUGACGUCCACAUGUCCAUAUUCACGGCAUAUUCUCCGCGAUUUGAGAGCAGCCGAGCAAAGCAUGGUUCUUAGCAGUCGAAUUGGUGACAUCGCAAUAUAUAUCCUUAUUCCCGCUCG